AUGAGGAACAAUGAGAAGUUUGUGAACAAGUCCUUGAAGCAGGUUUGUGGGGCACGUGGAGGCCGGGACGACGGAGCUGAUCUGAAGUCCCCGGACGUCGUCAGGGUCGGAGCUGUGAGGCAUGAAACACCAGUGAGAGCAGACUUGAUGCCGGAUCUCACCUUGGACUCCUCUCUUCUGUUCGUGGUUCACCGGCUGUGUUCGGGUCUGUGGGUUUACACGCCCGCCCCUCCCUCCUCCUCUCCUGGGGAGCCGCGGGUGGUGGUCGCUGUCCAAGUUCAGGGUAAUGAGGAUAAAAUGAACGUAAUAACCAGAAGCUGUGUCCUAUUUUUCUGGAUGCACACGCUGACCUUCGUCAAAAGUCAAGAACACAACUGGUCUGGAGGCCAGUUACGUUGGCGGGACACAAAUAAGCGUGAGCUGCAGUACUGGUUACAGUGGUUUUUCCAACUGCUCUGUAUCGAGGGUAAAUGGCAGUCGAGAGGCACGAAAUGUCAACCCCAACAGUGCCCAGUGAUCCACGUGAGCAACAACGUGCAGGUGAUCGGGGACCCGGAGGAAGCAAACGUUGGCAACGUUGUUCGAUUUAGCUGCAAGUCCAACUCGGAGAUUCUGAGUGGAUCACAAGAGAUCUACUGUAAUGAAAAGGGAGAGUGGAGCGGAGAAGCUCCGACAUGUAAAGCUCCUCUGGCUUGUGAGCAACCACCGCCUCUUGCAAAUGGAGACACCAAGAACUCUAUGAAGUUCAGCUACAGACAGAAUGAAAGGGUUGAAUACAUCUGUCAGAAUUACUACAUCAUGCAGGGAGGACCCUUCAAAACGUGCAACAACGGUGAAUGGACCGGAGAGAUAAUAUGCCUCAGACCCUGCACUGUGGAUGAAGAAGCUAUGAGGGGACGUAACAUUAGGUUCAGAUACGGCCGAAAGGAUAAACUGUAUGCAGCCCACGGUGAUGUGAUCGAGUUCAGCUGCACCAGAGGAAGACCUGUCGGCUCCCUGGGGAUGCGUCCUAUGUGCGUGGACGGCGUGGUGCACCUGCCCUCGUGCCAAUAAAGGAUUUCCAGUCCAAUGGAUGUGAUAAACACUGAGGGGUCGUGAAUCGGUCCGGUCAUAACUACUGGAACUGAUGUACGUCAUCGUGCUGUGUGUCAUUUUAAUAAAAACUGUUCUGGCUCAAAA
Molecule: messenger RNA, 1179 nt
Organism: Hippoglossus stenolepis (Pacific halibut)
Lineage: Eukaryota; Metazoa; Chordata; Actinopteri; Pleuronectiformes; Pleuronectidae
Product: complement factor H-related protein 1-like
Exons: 6
Coding region: 1-1053 (350 amino acids)
Source: RefSeq, a predicted model, not a curated record